AUGGCGGAGUUUCUUAGGCUGCAAGAUCCGACCAGAAAUUGGGCGGCGGAGUUGGCAAAUUUCAGCCGAAUCGGAGGACAGGGGAGCGUGACCGGAGCAAGCCCGGCAGUAACCGCAUCAGAGACAAGCGCGCAGCCCACGGCACAACCUCCAUCUACCAUGCCGACUUCCCCAACGACUCCACAAGAAGAGGAAUCUCACACUGAAGCCGCACCGUCAGAACCCUCGGAACCCUCUCCGAGCCACCAAGAGACAGAGCCCAUGGAUGUUAACCCUAUCGCGGCCUAUUACGAUUCUGAUCCAGAAGAAAGGAAGGAAAGGCUGAGGAAGGAGAAGCAAGGCCAAGAGGGAAGAAGUGCAGCUGAGGAGACGCCGGUCGCAGAAACCGCUAUUUUAGAUGAUGUCAAUCGGAUGGAAAAUGACACUGCUGUGGUGGCUGAGGGGCUAGACCUCGCAUCACAAGCAGUAGGAGAGAGUGAAGAAGCCGAAGAAGAAAAACGCUCGGAAAGCCAAGCUAGUGAAGAAGAGAUUAUGCUGGAAUCACCCCAGCCAGAAGCAGAGAGGGGUGAUACAUCUAUUGAAGAACAUGAAACGAAAGCAAAAGAAACAGAAGCAAGACCAGAACGAGCCCAGGAACACCGGAGGGAACAAAGUGAUAACGAAUACGCUGUCAGUGAAGAGUCAGAAUCGGACAGCGAUAUUUCCCUGGAGGACGAGGAGUACAGUGAGCAACAGUUUCCGCACUAUCAUCGGGAGCUAGUACAUCCCCCGGUAGAGAGACAGAGGUACCGGUGCUGGAUAGUGGACCUUACUGAUGAUCUGGGCGUACCACAUUUCUAUGCAAUGGGAGAAGAAGCUAUGCCUACAGGGAGAGCGACAGCAGCCCAGGGAACACCAGCGCAGGAGCAGAGGCAGGAGAGGUUGGAAAAAGCAGUGGAAGAAUUGGCGGAAGAGAAUCGAAAAGCAAGAACGGAGUUAAGCCGUUUGGCAACUGUGAUGGAAGGAAUCUUGAACGAGUUGGGAACCGGGAAGUUGGUAGUAUAA
Messenger RNA from Salvia splendens (bonfire salvia), 1044 nucleotides. RefSeq lists its product as uncharacterized. The record is from RefSeq and is a predicted model, not a curated record. Lineage: Eukaryota; Viridiplantae; Streptophyta; Magnoliopsida; Lamiales; Lamiaceae. The coding region runs from base 1 to 1044 and encodes 347 amino acids. The transcript has 5 exons.